CAAUAAUAAUAAUAAAUAAUAAUAUUCAAUACUAUCAUCAAAGUAUAGUAAGUCGGUAUACUUGAAACCACAGAUUUAGGUAUAAUAUUAUGCUAGUCCGUACUUGAAACAGAUGAAACAGACUAAAUAGUAAACGGAAUUCCAAAAUAUAAUCCUCGUGCAGAAUACUGAUUGUAGCCUGCAAUUCUACACUCAACAGCAAAACUGACUUAAAAUUUUAUCGUUAUAUGAUUUGUGGACUUCGUGUUUUGUUUAAUAUAUCCUGUAUUUUAUAUUUCUAUGAUAAUAUCACAUUAACUACAUAAGUACAGAUUACUGAAUACCGGUACUACGGAAAUUCCUGUUAAAUCACUACUCAGUACGACAGAUUCAACAGAAUAAUACUUUAAAUUCAAAAUGUUUGUCAAACAAGAACAUCCUUUAAAUGUAAACCCAGAAGCAAAACUAAACAAUGAGAAUAGUAAAAAUGAAGAUUCUGAUGAAACUGAAACUCCAGAUAAUAAACCAGAAGAAAUUAAAACAGUUAAUACUGAAACAGAACCAGUAGUUGAAGAGCGGCCGAUUUUUGUGUGCAAAAACUGCAAUCUAACAGAACGAUAUGAUUGUUUUAAUGAUCACGUAUCAUUUAAUCGCAAGGUGGGAACAAAAGUGGACUAUUAUUUAGCAAGAGAUCCAUUUUCUCCACGCAACAAAAGGCAAUUCUUAAUUUUAGGAUCUGUAUGUUCUAUGUGUGACAAAGACGUUUGUAUAAAGCCUGAAUGCAGUAUAUUUUAUUCAAAGUUUUUCUGUUCUUCUUGUGCAAGAAAAUAUAUUUCAAAUUUCCCUUCUAGUAUUCAAGAAAAAAUUAAAACAACAAAAAUAAUUUAGAAAAUUAAACAAUUAUGAAUCAAUUAAUGUAAUACAUUUAAUUUAAAUAUUAUUGAAAAUUAUUUGUUUUGUAUUGUAUUUUAUAAUUAUAAAAUUGAACAUGUGUAAAUAGGAUAUGUAUCAACUGUUAAACUGAAAUUGUUCAUACAACAUUAUUGUGAAUAUACUUAUUAUUUUGAUUGAAACUAUAUAGGUUUUUGUAGAAAUUAUUUUGUAAAAUACCUAAAAAGAUCUCAUAAACUAAAUAAAAUAUUUCAAUGUUUGUUCAUUUUUAUAAUUAAUUUUUAGUAUUUAUAAGAAGGAAGAAACUACAAAUAUAAACAAUAAAUAACAAUAAACAAUA
This is a messenger RNA of Rhopalosiphum padi (bird cherry-oat aphid), 1210 nucleotides long. Its product is annotated as cysteine-rich DPF motif domain-containing protein 1. NCBI's taxonomy places the organism in Eukaryota, Metazoa, Arthropoda, Insecta, Hemiptera, Aphididae. The transcript has 3 exons. The coding region runs from base 397 to 867 and encodes 156 amino acids. The record is from RefSeq and is a predicted model, not a curated record.